AAUUUUGAGAAAAAAAACAAUAUUUUGGACUUUUUGCUAUUAACCCCCCUGGCGGUAUUCCCGAGUGUAGCUCGGGGUAAAGUUUCAGUACCACAAGCGGUAACCCCGAGCUACACUCGGGAAUACCCUGCAGCGUUGCUCCGGGAUCUGUUCUUCACUUACCUUGUCCUGUGCUCUUGCGAUGUCCCUCCUGCAGCGUCCCCGGCAAUGUCCUCUGGCCGAUGCCGCCAUCCGUCUUCCGGGUUCCAUUCCCUCCGAGCGUCGGGACGUACGGGGGACAGAACUGGCGGGAAUAAUAAAAAUGUAAAAAUUUUAUAUUUUCCAUACACUAAAAUCACAUAGUAUAACAUUCCUGUAUCAAACCAUUUCACAUACAUUUUGUCCCGAGUGCUUUGUCUGGCACCCUGCCUGCAUUUUUACUGUUCUUUCUGCCUGGAAACUGAGAAACGUCCAUGGCGUCCAAAAAGCGUCCCUUUAGGUCAAAAGCGGUUUUAGACCGGCUAGAGAACAGCGAUAGUAAAUUAGAACCACUUGCAGAAUUGAGUGAUAAUGAUUCGUGGGGGAAAUUCCUCAUCAGACACUGA
This is a messenger RNA of Staurois parvus, 584 nucleotides long. NCBI's taxonomy places the organism in Eukaryota, Metazoa, Chordata, Amphibia, Anura, Ranidae. The record is from the annotation of a GenBank genome assembly.